Branchiostoma belcheri (Belcher's lancelet) is the source of this 7608-nucleotide messenger RNA. RefSeq lists its product as uncharacterized. Gene Ontology annotation, cellular component: membrane. The record is from RefSeq and is a predicted model, not a curated record. Gene Ontology annotation, biological process: detection of mechanical stimulus. Bases 1 to 7608 code for a protein of 2535 amino acids. Lineage: Eukaryota; Metazoa; Chordata; Leptocardii; Amphioxiformes; Branchiostomatidae. The transcript has 41 exons. Gene Ontology annotation, molecular function: calcium channel activity; protein binding.
AUGUCGAGACAGACUUCGCUUCUACGGUUCCUUCAGCCGAGGUCCGAUCGUGAUGACGACGAGAUGUGGCAACAUCAGCCCAAGCUCUUCAGAACCCCGAAGGAAGCGAUGAAGCUGGAAACCAACGGGAAACACGCCCGGACGAGCGAGAAGUGGACAGACCGUGCCGUGGGAGCGCCGAGACAGAGGGGGAGGGGGGCGGCCAUGUGCUCUCGACAACAUUCCCGGGGCCCUCCUCCACGGCCUCCCGAGCUCCUUCCGACUGUCCAGUUCCGGGUCAUCAGAGUCGGAGUCCGAAACCGAAUCAACCGAGAAGUCAAGUGCAAAAAGAUUGAGGUCUUUGUGUUGCAGAGCAGGGAAGAGGAUAUCAAGGUCAACUGGACGAUGUCAACAGUCAUGUUGUCUACAUUCCUGGCCCUGGUGGCUGUGCUAGUGGUUCAGAUACAUCCCGCUCAAUCUGACUCUUUUGUCCGCCUACCAUCCCACGAACUGACCACUGCACCCCAAGAAAUGACCACUGCACCUCAUGAAAUGACCACUGCACCCCAAGAAAUGACCACUGCACAAGGAGAAACAACUGCUGCAACAGCUUGUGAGCACGUCAGAAGGACUGGAGAAACCACACUUUACCAGUGGGACCUCGAGCUUCCCGGGUCGUCACCUUUGACCUUCAGAGCCAAGGCCAGCCACACUGUUUUCAUCGCCUUGUCUUGGGAACGGUCCAAUCGUGGUGACUUGUAUGAGAUUGUCAUCGGUGGUUGGUGGAACGCACAUUCUGUCAUUCGCCGCUCACACGAAGGCCACAUCGAAGCAACUGCUGCUACACCAGACAUUUUGUCUGCUGAUGAGUUGCGAGGCUUCUGGAUCUCCUGGUCCCCGGAUGGAACCAUAGCCGUGGGUCGGGAGGGAGAAGGCAGCCCAUUCCUGCAAUGGCAGGACCCAAAACCGCUGCCUUUCCAGUACUUAGGUUACUCCACAGGAUAUGGCAGCACUGGACAGUUUAUGUUUCCAUGCCAACAAAUGACCACUGCACCCCAAGAAGCAACCACUGCACAAGAAACAACUACAACUUGUGAGCACAUCAGCAGGGCCACAGAUACCAAACUUUACCAGUGGGACCUCGAGCUUCCCAGGUCGUCACCUUUGACGUUUAGGGUCAAGACCAACAGGGAUGUUUUCUUCGCCUUGUCUUUGGAACGGUCCGAUCGUGGUGACUUGUAUGAGAUCCUCAUUGGUGGUUGGUGGAACACACAGUCUGUCAUUCGCCGUUCAGCCGAAGGCAUCCCCAAAACCACUGUCUCUACACCAGACAUUUUGUCUGCUUAUGAGCUGCGAGGCUUCUGGAUCUCCUGGGCCCCGGAUGGAACCAUAGCCGUGGGACGGGAGGGAGAAGGCAGCCCAUUCCUGCAAUGGCAGGACCCAAAACCGCUGCCUUUCCAGUACUUAGGUUACUCCACAGGGGCUGGCAAUGCUGGACAGUUUAUGUUUCCAUGCCAAACUUGUGAGCACGUCAGAAGGACUGGAGAAACCACACUUUACCAGUGGGACCUCGAGCUUCCCGGGUCGUCACCUUUGACCUUCAGAGUCAAGGCCAGCCACACUGUUUUCAUCGCCUUGUCUUGGGAACGGUCCAAUCGUGGCGACUUGUAUGAGAUCGUCAUCGGUGGUUGGUGGAAUGCACAUUCUGUCAUUCGCCGCUCACACGAAGGCCACAUCAAAGCAACUGUUGCUACACCAGGUAUUUUGUCUGCUGAUGAGCUGCGAGGCUUCUGGAUCUCCUGGUCCCCGGAUGGAACCAUAGCCGUGGGUCGGGAGGGAGAAGGCAGCCCGUUCCUGCAAUGGCAGGACCCAAAACCGCUGCCUUUCCAGUACUUAGGUUACUCCACAGGAUAUGGCAGCACCGGACAGUUUAGGUUUCCAUGCCAACGACAUCCAUUCUGGUCAGCAUCUUCAGAGUCUGAUUCAAAGCACGCAGCUUAUCGUGCACACAUGAGCACUCUCGAAACCGCCAAUGCAGCGGGUGCGUGGGAAGCAGAAACCCAGAACCAGGACCAAUGGCUGAUGAGGGAUCUUGGUGAAGUGAGCGCCGUCAGUGGCAUUGUCACCAAAGGCAGGAACUACAGCCCUGAUUGGCCAUGGGGCAUGCAUGACCAAUACGUCACAUCCUUCAUCAUUUCAUACGGUGAAGAAAAUGGCGAUGAGAAGUUCUACACCAAUGCCCAAGGGCAAGAUAUUGUUUUUCCGGGGAACAGCGACAGAGACACGGAGGUCAUCAAUGACUUCAGAGACUACAGCGGCCCCAUUACUGCACGCUUCAUCAAAAUCCAUCCACAAACAUGGAAUGAGCUCAUCGCUAUGCGGGCGAGGAUCCUGAAAGAGCCGUUACCGACACCUGUCAGUCACCCCAUGACAUCAACCCGUACCACUACUGAGGAUGACACAAGCGGAACACGGAGAGACAUCACCGUAACUUCCACAUCUUUGGAGUCUACCACCAAAUGGACAACAGUGACACCUCCACCAGAGGACUUGCGAGUAACGACCAUCACUGGUACAACUGUCAAAGCUUCAUCGACAGCGACCACCAAUCCCAGCGCUACAGGCCCAGACGUCAAUGUCAAUGUUGCAACUGCGAUUCCGCCCCCAGAGGACUUGCGAGUAACGACCGUUACUGGUACAACUGUCAAAGCUUCGUGGACAGCGACCACCAAUCCCAGCGCUAUCGGCUACAGAGUGUGGAUAAGGGAAAGGGAGUUGGCUGACGCCCUUUUCACACAUUUCCUUCCAAUCAGGCAAAGGGAAGUGACAUUCAAGGAGCUCAUACCAGCCACAGAGUACAUCAUAUCGGCAACAACUAUCAACAUGGACAUCGAAGGGCCAGAAGUCCAAGUCACUGCUGUAACUGAAACGGAACCACCUUCAGCAUUGUAUGUUGAAGACAGGACGAUCGACUCAGCUGUCAUCUCGUGGCUGCCUCCAAAAGGUGCGAUCAUCGAGUAUUCCGUCAGCUACACCGGCGCUGGAAAAAGUACAUCUAUGACCAGUCCAGGAGAUGCACACAGCUGUGCGUUGACAGGUCUGAUCCCCGGUACAUGGUACGACAUUGAAGUGGUGGCUGUGAGCAGGAUUGGAAGGAGCAUCGCUGUCACCACAAGUGUUGUUACAGAGACCGACCCACCGUCAGCUGUGGAGGUGAGUAGCUGGUCUGCUACGUGGAUGGUUCUGGAAUGGAAGCCUCCCCUGGCCAGGGUCGUGUCAUACGAGGUCACGGUUUCACAGACGUUCAGCGAAGAAUUGUUCAGUGUUGAUGGAUCAAAGACAUCCUACAACAUCAUAGAACUUCUGCCUGAAACUGAUUACAUCAUAAAGAUGGCAGCUGUUGGGCCGUUACCUGUCAAUCACCCCAUGACAUCAACCCGUGCCACUACUGAGGAUGACACAAGUGGUACAUGGAGAGACACCACUGUAACUUCCACAUCUUUGGAGUCUACCACCAAAUGGACAACAGCAACCUCCGCUGAAACAACAGGGAAGCAAACAACAGACAAGGAAGUCAGAACAACAGACCGACAAACCACUACAGUCUACAGUACUAGCAAGGAGGAAAGGCCCCUAGACAAGCUGACAUACAUCACAUCCCCGGCCCAAACAACUGAAAGUUGUGAUGAAAAGCUCCAGCACAUUCUACAAGGGAUGUACGAGGAACAGCUGGAAUCAGCCAAACCAGAGGAGAUCCUGUCUGCGAUGAACAGCAUUAAUGACGUCCUCACAGCCAGUGUCUGUGCUGAGUCGCCCAAUUUGUCACUAUCAGCACUGGAAGAUGCUGCAGUCCUGAUAGACAAACUGGCUAGUGCUUCAAGAGGAGCACAGGGUGCAUCAGUAACAGUCAUGGUUGAUAUAGCCAAUGCCCAGACACAGGCAGCUACAGCAGUUAUCAACAUGCUACCAGAACAACAGCCACCGAUUGAGACCACCAGUAGCUCAAACAUCUUUGAAAGUGACUUGAUUGACGUGAACUCUGCUGACCUUUCACCAAAGCAGCAGCUGAAGUUGCUGAAAGACAAGCAGAAGGAGAAAGAAGACAUGCAAAAACGAGUGGUGCUGAACAUCGUGAAAUCACUGGACAGUGUUGCCAGCACACUGUUGGCAUUGCAGCCUGGCGAUGCUGAAUAUCAGGCAACGUUUGGGACGGGAAACGUUGGGGUGACUCUGUCCAGAUCGCCAUCCAACAGAGACCUGCACAUCAACAAUGGUCGCACCACUGUGACUAUUCCUCGCACAUCAAGUGGAAGUCAGACUAACAGCAUGUUGGAUCUCAAGAUGUUGAGUUUCAAAAAGAAUCCGUACUCCUGGAGACAAUCGACAGGAGGACAAAACAUCUCUUCACCCGUUACGGUUCUGUCAAUGGAUACAAGAGAAUCCGGAAAAGGGCUGAAACGCAAAAGACGAGGAGAACCCAGAAGCCUUAAGGAAGAGAAGCAAGUCAACCUGGACAUCCCGUUUGUACCCUUGCAAGAAAGAGAGCUGACAACUAACACACCACACGUGACCACCCGCACGCCAGGAGAGAAGAGUCCAAAAAGCAGGAUCGACGGGACCAAUGGGACAAUGAUGACGUACCACCGCUUCAGCGUCCCGGAUGGAAACGUCAUCCCUGUCCUACACAUGAGCUGGUGGGACAUAGAUGCCACCUUUCACGUGUACUCUUUGUACGGGUCCAAACCUACCGUAGAAAAGUAUGAUGAGAGGAGAGUCAUCCAGGCUAAAGACGAGCUAGAGACCUGGCUCACAGAGAAAGACAUCACUGUCACAUUUACACCCAACAACACACGCCGCGGUGGUGUUCUGUACAUUGGCAUACAGAAAAUAGAUCGUGCCGGUUCUUCACCUGAAAAACUAAACCAAGAGAGAACCCCCGACUACAGGCUGCAGAUGUCAGCUGUUGGCUGUUCGUCUUGGGAUGAAAAUAAAGAACGAUGGGGGCUGGACCUAUGUGAUGCUAAACUCGACAUAGAGAGCAACAUCUUCCACUGUGAAUGUCGCUCGACCGGGACAAGCAUCGCAGCCGGCACCAUGACCCUCCCCACCCCGAAUUCCAUCGACUUUCUCAACGCGUUCAAGAACUUCAGCAACCUUAGUGACAACGCCGUGGUGUUCUCCAUCGUGGUGUCUGAGUUCAUCCUGUACAUCAUAAUCAUUUUGCUUCUGCGUGCUGACUUCAGCCGGCUAAGGGGUAAAAAAACCCAGAACCAAAGGAAGAAGAAGCUGUCCAAAGUGAGUCUGAUCCCCCCAGACAGGAUGCCCGCGCCUCACGUCUAUCAGCUCACCGUCACCACCGGGGCCAUGUUCGGGGCUGGGACCACCUCACGGGUCGCCUUCCAACUCUUCGGGUCAGAGGGCACGACCCCAGUCAAGAUGCUGAACCCUGGGGGAGAGGCUUUGGUUCGUGGAAGUACUUUACAUUUUAUCAUGCCUGUGCGAGAGUCACUUGGAGAAGUGAUGUCGUUGCACAUCUGGCAUGAUAACUCUGGGGAAGGUGGUGACACGUCAGCCUGGUUCCUUGGAAAUUUUCUUGUCAGAGAUGUAGAAAAGGACGUGGUCACGUACUUCUGCUGUAAUGACUGGUUGUCAGAGAACAAAGGUGACGGAGAGGUUCAGAAGGUGGUUCACGCAACCCCCAAGGAGGAGCUGAGAUCCUUCAGUAACGUCUUUACUGAAGCGACCAGUAACCUGUUCUACGAUCAACAACUGUGGACGUCUGUCCUUGUAGCACCACCAGGUUCCAGCUUCACGAAGGCCCAGCGUCUGUCCUGCUGCUUCACUCUGCUGAACACCAUGAUGCUGGCCAGCGCCAUGUGGUACCAGACAGAUGACAGAACUGCUGACACACAAGUGUACAACCUGGGGAUCGCUCGUUUCACAGUAGAGGAGCUGUACACCAGCCUGAUGACAGCCUUGACUGUAGCACCUGUCAACCUGAUGAUCGUACAGCUCUUCCGCAUGGCGGCACCACUGGCUGCUAACACUCCGGAGAUGUCAAUCACUACACAAGGACGUGCGAAGAAGCAUCUGCACCACUGGGCCAAGUACAUGGCAUGGGCGGUUGUGUUCCUGGUGUCCACCAGUUCUGCGUUCUUCGUCCUCCUGUACAGUAUGGACUGGGGGAAGGAGAAAAGUGAUGCCUGGCUGAAGGCCUUCAUUCUGUCCUUCCUGGGGUCCAGUGUGAUGGACACUCUAAAGAUCGUGGUCCAAGCUGUGGUGCUGUCUGCAGUCUGUAACCUGUCCUUCCUCAUCAAGCCGCCGGCUAUAAGGAAGGAAGACCUCAAACUCAACCUGUGGAACUCUGCAGCACCAAAGAAGAUCCGCCCACCUACCAUAGCCAACUGCCAAGGAGCCAGGAAGAAACGGGAACUCAGUAAGAAGUCAGCUUCGACAGUCAAGGAGCUCCUUCUGUUGUUCGUCUUUGUGGCCGUCCUCUUCUACAUCGCCCAGGCCAACAACGACCAAAACGUGUUCUAUGAGACCCGCACGCUGUCCACCACCGUUCUACGUGAUCAUGAUAAGAUCAGGACUCCCGACCAGUUCUACAUGUGGGCUGAGGAAGUCCUGCUGCCGACCCUGUAUCCGUCUGCCUGGUACAAUGGGAGGAAAAUGAAGUUCUUGGACCGACAGUUUGCACAGAACACCGAGUCCUUCCGAGUCGGCCCCCCUCGCUUGAUGCAAGUUAGACGACGUCCAGAUGCCACUACAUGGAAGACUGGUGCUGGCCAAGGCUGGAGCCUGUCUGUACAGAACAUGUCCUAUUCCUGCUGGCGAUUUGCGGUUCCAGAUCUUCUGAAUCACCCCAAGUUUCACACAUUCAACUGCACCAACUAUCACUCCCUGGACUUGCCUCUUGAUCAUGACACCGCUGCAUUGUUCUUCCGUGCCUUGAAGGACUCUGAAUUUCUGGACAAGUACACGGUUUCCAUGGCGAUUGACAUUAACUUCUACAACCCCAGCCUGAAGCUGUUCAGCGUUGUGCAUCUUGUCCUAGAUCAUUCUGGAAUAGGGAAUCUCGUGCCAACGGCUACAAUCACUUCAUUUGGUCUGUUCCAAUACGAAAGUAAUGCUGACUUUGUGAACUUGUUCAUACACAUUGUAUUCACACUGCUCUUCUCAGCAAUGGUGUUCAAGGAGGCAAAAUUGGUGAAAAACAUGGGAUGGAAAUAUUUUGCUUCGCCAUGGAAUGCCCUUGGAUGCCUAAGCCUCAUCGGCAUGGCAACGGUCAUCUCAGUUUUCAUCAAGCGAUACACCGUGGCAUCUGAUACACUUGCAGUGAUCGCCAAAACUAAUGGUGAGCUGGGAUUUGAACGUUUUGUGGACCUGACGACUGCUGCAUGGUGGGAUGCGUGUUUCGUGCACAGCGUCGGGAUCGUUGUGUUCAUCAACACCGUCGCCUUGCUUUGUGUCGUCCGCUUCAGUCAGACCAUCGGCAAACUGCUGGCUCUUCCCGGCAUCAUGAAGGAUGAGCUCCUCUCAUUCUUAGUCGUCGCUGCUGUCGCCUUCAUGUCUUUCAUCAGUGCAGGUACGCAGACCAUAGAUACCUUAUCUUCGGAAGCCACCUGA